AUGGGCGAAGACGCAUCUCGCUUGAAACUUUCACCUGGCGAGAGCGUUCUAGUCACCGAGGUCGCGUUCGAGAUGUGGGCGGCGAAUUCGUCGCUGAUGUUCGAGCGCGAUUCGAUAAAUCCCGAUAUCGUGCUAUCGUUUCGGAAGAGUUUUCACAUGUUCGUUUUCACAUCCUCGACAUCAAGCCGAAUAUGUCCGUCGUUGCUGAACGGAUCAGGAAACGUGCUAGCUCACGCUUUUUUAUCAUCGUCCGAAGUGUCGGAGGUACACAUGGAUAAUGCGGAGAGGUGGCACAUCGAGCUGACCGCUAAUCCUGACGAUACGAUUCAUCUGCUACAUACGUUGACGCACGAGAUCAGUUACGCGUUAGGAUUACAUCACAGUCCUCAGAAAAAUGCGAUAAUGUACGCCUUCGUCCCUUCUAAGACCUUUUCCGUGCGAUUGAGCGAGGCGGAUUUUCUCGCUAUUCAGAAUUUAUACGGUUUAAGAAAUAAGAGCGAAGUCUUAAGACCAGCGACGACGACGAUCGCGACGCGCAACACGGAGGAUUCCGCGAAUCUGUGCGCGUUGCGACACGCGUCAAUGCGGUGUUGGUGUUAG
Messenger RNA from Pogonomyrmex barbatus (red harvester ant), 600 nucleotides. Its product is annotated as matrix metalloproteinase-24-like. Gene Ontology annotation, biological process: proteolysis. Gene Ontology annotation, molecular function: metalloendopeptidase activity; zinc ion binding. The record is from RefSeq and is a predicted model, not a curated record. Lineage: Eukaryota; Metazoa; Arthropoda; Insecta; Hymenoptera; Formicidae. Gene Ontology annotation, cellular component: extracellular matrix.